Messenger RNA from Sardina pilchardus (European sardine), 2944 nucleotides. RefSeq names its product solute carrier family 5 member 8, like (gene slc5a8l). The transcript is spliced from 15 exons. Gene Ontology annotation, cellular component: extracellular exosome; membrane. Bases 266 to 2089 code for a protein of 607 amino acids. The record is from RefSeq and is a predicted model, not a curated record. NCBI's taxonomy places the organism in Eukaryota, Metazoa, Chordata, Actinopteri, Clupeiformes, Clupeidae. Gene Ontology annotation, molecular function: organic acid:sodium symporter activity. Gene Ontology annotation, biological process: propanoate transmembrane transport; sodium ion transport.
GCUGUAAAGCAUAUUAUUCAUGAUUUAAAAAUGCAAUUAUUAUAUUAUUGAUUUCCAAAUUUGAUCAAAGUUGAAGAAGUGUAUUCAUUGGAAGGUAAAGUUUUACAUUUUGAAGCAACUUGAAACAAUUUUAUCAGCUUGCUUGUAUGACCGUGAGAUUGUAAACUUGAAACAUAUAAAAAGUUCUUUUGAAGUUGUGAGGGAGAUAAAAAAAAAGACUCCUUUCAUAGUUCUAAAGGCCUGUGCUGAGUAACUGACCACCAGAAUGACAGGUGGUGGCCCCGUGGCCCUCUUCUCCGUAUGGGACUAUGUGGUGUUCAUCGGCAUUGUGCUGGCGGCCGCGGGCGUGGGCCUCUUCCAAGCCAUCCGCAGCCGCAAGGACACCAGCACCGAAGAGUUCCUGCUGGGCGGCCGUCAGAUGACCGCCGUGCCCGUGGCCAUGUCGCUCACCGCCAGCUUCAUGUCGGGCAUCACCGUCAUUGGCACGCCGGCCGAGGCCUACCGCUACGGCACGGCCUUUUGGCUGUUCAUGUUCUCCUACUGCAUCAUGUCCGUUUUCAGCGCAGAGGUGUUCGUCCCUCUGUUUUAUCGACUGGGGAUCACCAGCACCUAUGAGUAUCUUGAGAUGCGCUACAAUAAAGUGAUAAGGGUGAUUGGAACCAGUAUGUACAUCACUCAAACAGCCCUGUACACAGGCAUGGUGAUCUACGCCCCAGCACUUGCCUUGAAUCAAAUCACGGGGCUGGAUCUAUGGGGUGUUCUGGUGGCUACUGGGGUGGUUUGCAUAAUCUACUGUACCUUGGGGGGUCUGAAGGCGGUGAUCUGGACGGACGUGUUCCAGAUGGUCAUCAUGCUGGUCGGGUUCGUGGCGGUGAUAGCCAGAGGAGCUGUGCUGCAGGGAGGCCUGGGGAGGAUCUGGAAGGAUGCCGAGGAAGGAGGACGACUCGACGCUUUUGACUUCAAUCCAGACCCUCUGCAGCGACACACCUUCUGGACCAUCGUGGUGGGCGGGAGUCUCAUGUGGACAUCCAUCUACUCCAUCAACCAAUCCCAAGUCCAGCGCUACAUCUCUUGUCGCACCAUGACCCACGCGAAAAUGUCUUUGUAUGUGAACAUGGUAGGACUCUGGGUGACUGUGUCCUUAGCUAUGUUGUCUGGUCUGACGAUGUACUCCAUUUACAAGGACUGCGACCCUUUGACCCGGGGUGAUGUGGGCAAUAUGGAUCAGCUUCUGCCGUACCUGGUAAUGGACAUAUUAGCAGAAUUCCCAGGAAUCCCCGGUUUGUUUGUGGCAGCAGCCUACAGUGGCACGUUGAGCACCGUGUCGUCCAGUAUCAACGCCCUGGUGGCUGUGACUGUGGAGGACUUCGUGAAGCCACUCCUGCCGAACAUGAGUGACAAACACGCAUCCUGGAUGAACAUGGGCCUAAGUGUAUUUUUUGGUGGAGUAUGCAUUGGAAUGGCAGCAGUUGCUUCACUGAUGGGCAGUAUCUUGCAGGCUGCGUUGUCUAUAUUUGGAAUGAUAAGUGGACCACUGCUAGGACUAUAUCUUCUGGGCAUGUUCUUCCGUUGUGCCAAUUCAACGGGAGGACUAAGCGGGCUGAUUAGUGGGCUGGUCAUCACUCUCUGGGUAGGCAUCGGAGCCCAGAUCUACCCUCCUGGUCCAGAUAAGACGAACCCACUCCCUCUCUCCACGGCUGGCUGCACCGUGGACACAAACUUCACCACCAUGACUCCAUGGACAACCACAAUGGAUCUCACCACCUCAGUGCCCAGGCCGGCCCUGGCAGACAGCUGGUACUCUCUAUCCUACCUGUACUUCUGCCCUCUAGGCACAAUCAUCACCAUGGUGGUCGGUCUGGUAGUCAGCCUCGCCACAGGCGGAUGCAAGAAUGAGAAGGUUCGUCCAGAGCUUUUCAUUGGCAAGAACGACCUGAUCUGCUUUGGCUGUAAAAGACACUCCACAGAGACUUCUGAACUCACAGAGAAGGUACAUCCUGAUGGCAAGCAGGGAAUUGACAACCCGGAGUUUAGCGACAUCGAGCUGGAGACUAAAGAAAAGGACAUGGACAAGAUCACACGGUUCUGAAGAGCCAGGAUCAGCCAGAGCCAUCUGGAAUGGACAAACACCACCUACCACCACAGACAACACCCUGUAUUGGCAAAGCAAUUUGACACGCUAAGCGUAUCGGUUAAUCAUUACACGUGAUUCUUUCCUGUAAAUGAAACCUGAAUUGCACUGUACUUUGGCAUACACUGACUGCACUUUGACUCGUUGGGUGUUGUUUUUUUCUACACAAAUGCAAAAAAUGGCAAAGAGGUGCUGUAUACCGGUCAUUUAUGUGACAUGCAGAUGUCUGUGUCCAAGUCCAUUACUUUGGUUUAAAAUAAUUUUAAAUGAUUCAAAACAAGCAUCAUUUUAUUCUAUAAAACCUGUAUAAUUUGAACAUAUUAUCAUAAAAAUGAUAUAUAUUUUAUAUUUUGUCAACUGUCCGAGCAGUAACUAUGUGAAAUAAAUAUGGGGGCAUAAUUUUAUUAUUGUAUUCUAUUUGCUAUUUUAUUUAUUAGUUUACUAGCUCUUAAAUGGUUUGGAAAAUCGAAAAAAAAGGAUUGUCUAUAUGAUAAUGUCAACAGGAUAAACAGGAUACUGCCUCAUCAAGAGUAAACAGGAGUAAACAUGAUAUUGCCUCAUCAAGAGGACCCCAAGUGGCCUUUAGUGAGUGAAAAGUUUGUAAAUCUCUCAAAUAUGGAUAAAAUAGUUACUGUCUCUUCAUAGUUGGACUUGUACAGUUUACAUGUCAGGUGGUGUAACCAAUGUAAAACUUUCUCUUUAUUGUAUUGCCUGUAUAAUUUGAAAACAGCAAAUCAGGUGGCACAACUGCACUGUCAGGUGGUGCAACCAGGUAAAAUACUAAUUUAAACCAAGAAAUAGUAGAUUAAAGUG